Molecule: messenger RNA, 2203 nt
Organism: Drosophila eugracilis
Lineage: Eukaryota; Metazoa; Arthropoda; Insecta; Diptera; Drosophilidae
Product: phenoloxidase 3-like
Exons: 4
Coding region: 62-2131 (689 amino acids)
Molecular function (GO): oxidoreductase activity
Source: RefSeq, a predicted model, not a curated record
GUCCCUUCCUACCCACUGAAUUCCGUAACACGUCGUGAGAAAAUCCUUAAGGAAUUAAGACAUGGCCGACAAAAAGAACCUUCUCCUGUUGUUCGAACAUCCCACUGAGCCCGUGUUCAUGGACAAGGGAGGCAAUGGCACAAUGUUUCAAGUUCCUGACUCCUACGUGACAAAUCGCUACAACAGGAUCUGCAAGAAGAUACAAGAACGAGUAGGCGAUGGAGAAAAGAAGCAUAUCUCGGUGAAGGAGAUCCCAAUACCUAAUCUGAGAUACCCCAUGACCUUAGGACGUUUCGACGAAUUCUCUCUGUUCCUGAAAUCUCACCGCCAGAAGGCCGCCCACCUAAUUGAUAUCUUUACCAAAAUGCCCUCCGUGGAGGACCUACAGAGCGUGGCCGUGUACGCAAGGGAUCGAGUUAACCCAGUUAUGUUUAACUACGCCCUGUCGGUGGCCCUGCUUCAUCGACCGGACACCAAGGACCUGGAUCUGCCCUCCUUCUCGCAGACCUUCCCAGAUCGAUUCAUCGACUCGAAGGUGCUUCGUAAUAUGCGAGAGGAAUCGUUCGUGGUGCAAGGAUUAGAGGCGCGUAUUCCCACCGUCAUUUCUGUUAACUAUACCGCGUCCGAUCUCGAGGUGGAGCACCGCCUGUGGUAUUUCCGCGAAGAUCUGGGCAUUAACCUACACCAUUGGCACUGGCAUCUAGUCUAUCCCAUAGAAGCGAACGACCGCAGUAUCGUUGAUAAGGACCGUCGUGGCGAAUUGUUCUACUACAUGCACCAGCAAAUUGUUGCCCGCUACAAUGCCGAGAGGUUGAGCAACCACAUGGCGCGCGUGCAGGCAUUCAACAAUUUGGACGAGCCCAUUGCCGAGGGAUACUUCCCCAAGAUGAACUCUCUGGUGGCCAGUCGUGACUAUCCACCACGCUUCGAUAAUACCCGGCUUAGGGAUAUUGACCGCCCUGUCAACGAGCUAAAAGUGGGGAUCGAUGACAUGAAGCGGUGGCGCGAUCGCAUCUAUGAAGCAAUUCAUCAAGGCUACGUUUUGGAUAUAAAUAAUGAAGAGGUUAUCCUAGAUGAAGUAAAGGGCAUAGACAUCCUGGGCAACAUUAUUGAGGCCUCCGAACUAACAAUCAACAGUAAACUGUACGGCGACUUACAUAAUAUGGGCCACGUGAUGAUAGCGUACUCUCACGACCCAAGCAACAAACAUCUAGAACGCGCGGGCGUGAUGGGCGAUUCUUCCACCGCCAUGCGCGAUCCUGUCUUCUAUAAGUGGCAUGCUUUCAUCGACAACUUGUUCCAGGAGCACAAACGACUCCUUCCCGCCUAUACCGAGGAGUACCUGAGCUUUCCGGGCAUAAGGGUUCAAAGCGUAAUUGUAAUGAGUCAGGGUCAGACCAAUAGGUUGACCACUUUCUGGCAGGAGUCCGAUGUAGACAUGUCACGCGGCCUUGACUUCUUGCCCCGUGGCAAUGUGUUCGCCCGAUUCACUCAUCUCCAGCACCACCCAUUCACCUACACCAUCAAUGUGGAAAACUCCAGUAAAGGCAUACGAAAUGGAUACGUGCGAAUCUUCCUGGCACCCAAGCUUGAUGAUCGUAAUGGCAUCAUGUCUCUGGCGGAACAACGCCUUAUGAUGGUAGAGCUGGACAAAUUUGUGGUUACUAUGACUCCCGGAACCAAUACGUUUACUCGCAACUCAAAGGAAUCGAGUGUCACCAUUCCCUUCGAGCGCACUUUCCGCAAUCUGGAUAGCAACACGGCUCCUGAAAAUUCUACAGAGGAGCUGAUAAACUUCUUCUGCGGGUGCGGCUGGCCCAACCACAUGCUGGUGCCGAAGGGUCGGCCGGAGGGCCUGAGCUUCGAACUCUUUGUCAUGAUUUCCGACUAUGAUGAUGAUCGGGUAAAUGACCAAGCCCUUGAGUGCGGAUGCAGCGAUGCCGCUUCGUAUUGCGGACUGCGAGAUCGCCUCUACCCGGAUCGGAAGUCCAUGGGCUACCCGUUUGAUCGCGAGCCCCGUCGUGGUGCCGAGUUUUUGGAGAAUUUCCUCACCUCCAACAUGAGCACAGUGGAAGUUACCAUUACCCAUGAUAAUCGCACCGAAAAGCUUCCGGAAGUGAUAAACUCCUAAUCUCAGCAUCGACUUCAUCUUUAUGUUCUACGAAUAAAUUCGUAGAUAUGAAUAUAGUUAUAAAAUAUACGA